CGGUCUGCAGCAACUCAAUAGUCAAAUGGAGUACAUUCUUGGUAUGAGGAUCACUGCUGUAAAGAGAAGGAAGGAGAGAGUCCACAAGAACAGAAGUACAUACCUCUCUCUCACAGAGGAGGAGUGUCUGCAGAGUCUGCAUCUCUCCCGUGAGGUGGUCAAUGAGGUGUGUCACCUACUGGCCGAGGAUCUGUCCUCCAAGAUUCCAUCCUUCCCCUACUCCGUCCCCGUCGCAGUGCGGGUCAUUUCUGCUCUGCAUUUCUUUGCCACUGGUUCUGUUCAGAAUCCUCUGGGUUCUACAGGAGGCAUCUCUCAAACCACCGUGAGCGGCGCCAUCACAGCCGUCUCCAAGGCCCUGGUUCAGCGCGCUGCAAACUUCAUUGUAUUUCCCGACACACACGAGAGUCAAGCCGACGUGAAGAAGCAGUUCAAGGAGAAGUUUGGAGUGCCCCAUGUCCUCGGUGUAGUCGACUGUGCUCAUGUGGUGCUGCGUGCUCCGGUUGGCAAUGCUCCACCGUACGUAAAUAAUGAAGGAACUCACUCCAUCAGUGUUCAAAUCAUGUGUGAUGCUUCCUGUAAAAUAACACAAGUAUCUGCUGAUUUCCCUGCUACAACUCCAGACUCCUCCAUCUUGGAAAAAUCUGUGAUUCCUUCCAUCUUUGAGAAAGAGCCUGCUCCAGAUGGAUGUCUGCUCGGGGACACGGCCUAUCCUCUCAAACCGUGGCUGAUUACGCCGUUUAUCAGCCCCAAGACCAAACCAGAGCUGUUAUUUAACAUAUUUCAUUUGGACACGUUCAGUGCAAUGGACAGAACAGUCGGGAUGUUAAAAAAGCGAUUCAGAUGCUUGGACAAACCACCUCGCUCACUACAGUACAGCCCAGAGAAGGUCGGGAUGUUCUUUGUGGCGAGUUGUGUGUUACAUAACAUGGCUCUACGUCAUGGAUGUGUUGAGGAUGUGGACGAGGAAAUAAUAAAGAGAGUUAGAAGACUGGACACUGCCAUGCACCUGCCCCAGACUGAACUAAAAACAGAGUCUGCAGCAGAGCAGAGAAGAGCUGAGCUGGCACAGGAGCUGUGUGACAAAACUGUCUUGUCUCUUGAUCGUCACAGUUUCAGUCUGGGCCAACGACAUCCAGCUGUGAGCGUGUGUGAAGACUCAUUUCCACGUGAAACGACAAUCCCAUUUAACAGCUCCCGUUCCGCACUUGGCCCGUACAAAGCGUCCUACAUCCGCCAGAAUGACAGCCUCGGCGAGGACGAGGCGUUGGAGGAUGGAGACGGAGGUGCUGAGUGGGUGAUGGAGUAUGUUCCUGUCCAGAUGGUGGCGCAGUGGGGAGACCGCAACAACGCAACGCAGGUGAAGAAGAAGUCUCGACAGCGGAUUUAUGUCCAGAGGAAACUCGCCACGUCGCCCAAAAUCCUCAGAAACUUCUACAGCUGCAUCACCGAGUCCAUCCUGACCAUCUGCGUCACGGUGAAGGUCCUAAAACGCCUGCAGAGAGCGAUAAAGACCUCCACAAACAUCACCAGGACUCCACAAACAUGCUCUGCGGAACAUCCACCAUCGCAGAGUCACACAGGAGAGCUGCCUCCAUCUUCAAUGACCCCACCCACCCCCAGCAAAAGAGCUACAGAAGUGUGA
Periophthalmus magnuspinnatus is the source of this 1642-nucleotide messenger RNA. Its product is annotated as putative nuclease HARBI1. The transcript has 5 exons. Lineage: Eukaryota; Metazoa; Chordata; Actinopteri; Gobiiformes; Gobiidae. The coding region runs from base 26 to 1642 and encodes 538 amino acids. The record is from RefSeq and is a predicted model, not a curated record.